AUGGCGAUGGAGGAUUCCUUCAAACGGGGCGAUGAUGUUCUGGUCUUCUACCGGAUGUGCAAGCGCUGCCGACCGGACCGGAAGUACUUGGCAGUGCUCGACCCCAAGCACGGAGCCUUCCGGCCUCGAACUGGAAUUUCGGACGGCUGGGUUCCAGCACGGGUCAUGGCCGACCAGCAACCGAACGUCCACGGCGGUGACGUGGAGGUGGAGUAUUCCUGGCCCCACUUCUACACGCAGAGGGGCCACAUCGCGGACAGUGGCACUGGAUGGACAGAGUGGUUCGCACCACAGUAUGUCAAGAGACCGACAGGCCGCGGCAGCAAGCCGAGCCUAGUCGAUGCGGCUUCGGAGCCAGACCUCGCAAUCCUCACCUUUCGCUGGGGCGGUCUCAACGAGAUCAUCGCUCCCGCGCAGUGGGGAGAGACAGGCAGCUCUGUCUCUGACAUUUUCAUCGACGCGUACUGCGACCAUUUUCAGCAGUACUUGAAGACAGGCUACGAGGUUUGGACAGUCUACAUAGAGGACAAGUCUGACAUGAUGAAAAUCGCCGAUGCUGCCCACUUAAUUUUUGGCAGCCAUCAUCCCAUGCGCCGAGCCAAAAAGGUUUGCGCGAUGUACCACCUCUACCCCACGGGCUUCGAAGAGCACUGCGUGCCAAACAGCGAGACAGGGGGUGAUGGUGGAGCUGCGUUGGUAGACCAGCAGGCAUUUUACCAGAUGAUGCAGGCGGUGGAGCGUGCAGGCAUCCCCAGCCGCUUCCCUCACGACUCGGGCUUCUACGAGAUCCUGACCUCAAAGAGGUGGACCUACUACAUGGCACUGGUGCCACACCUAAACCUUCCGGCCACUGUGGCGCUGCCCCGCAUGCUCAUUGAGCAGAAUGGGGGCAGUUGUGCAAAGGCGGCGAACUGGGCCUACCAAGCCCUGGAGAAGGUGCGACAGAAGCAGCGGUCGCUUCGGGGUGAGGCACCGACGGAAGGAGGCCCGCUUUGCAAAGGCGUGGCCAAGCUCGGCUUCUCUUGGGAAGCCCUGGAUGUGAAGUACUGGGAAGGCCAGGCAGGUUUGCAGACGGCGAUCUCACAGCUGACGCAGGCCAUCGAGAUCAGCGACGAGUACACAGGGCAGCCCCACAAUCUCGAGGCGCUGAUCAUCCAAGAGUUUGUGGAACAUGACAUGGAGCUCCGCCUCUACGUGGUGAACGGGGAGGUCGAGGCGACCAUCUACACGAAAUUCUGCAAAAUAAAGCCCAACAACGAGUUCGGCGACUUCAAGGAGCACUUUACCCUUGAGGAGGCUGCUGAGUGGAUGGGCGGAGAUGUGGCCACCCUGAAGGACGGCGAGCGGCAGUGCAGGGAGAUCACGGCUCAUUGGAUGGACUGGGUCUCCAUGCAAACAUCCCAGACUCCUCCAGGAAUCCGCUUCGACUACUUCGUGGGACGCACCGGUGAGCCUGGAAAGGCCAAAGUGCGGACGCUGGAGAUCUGUGAGCUGGGCUUCAGCAUGCUCGGCAAGAAGGACUUGCCCGCCAAAGUUUUUACAGCCAUGCUCCACGCAUGUAUGGAGGUGGAUGAUCUCAAAGAGCAACCUGAGGUCGAGGUCCUGGCAAUGGAGAAUCCGGUUCGAGAAGCCAAGGCGUUCCAGAAACCAUUGGUCCCGGGUCAAGUCAAGAGCGCCAGCGGUGCGCCGGAAAAGCUGUUUGUGCUGGUGCCGAGAGUACCACACGGGACAUCGGACCAGGUCAAAUGCACUGGUCCAUACGAUCUGGUCACGGGAACUACUCCCAAUGGCCAGCCGCUGUGGAUUAACGAACGCGGCGAUCGGUUCCUCUAUGCAGGAAACGAUGGCUACUGGUACAUUGGCGACGAAGAGGAGCAAGAUGCCAACUUCAACUGCAAUUCCGGCUACAUAAGGCACAUCGGUGCAGGAGGCAAGACUCCCGAUCAACUUGGAGGCCCCUGGGAGCGGGGACCCGACUGGGGCUCCGAACCGGAGAUUCGCGUGGCGACAGACCCGGAG
Messenger RNA from Symbiodinium sp. CCMP2456, 2019 nucleotides. Lineage: Eukaryota; Dinophyceae; Suessiales; Symbiodiniaceae. The record is from the annotation of a GenBank genome assembly.